Macrosiphum euphorbiae (potato aphid) is the source of this 345-nucleotide messenger RNA. NCBI's taxonomy places the organism in Eukaryota, Metazoa, Arthropoda, Insecta, Hemiptera, Aphididae. The record is from the annotation of a GenBank genome assembly.
AUGGCGUUCAAAAAUGAGAUAUGUACUGGAGGAAAAAUUUCAAAAGAACGUUUAACUGUACUCUUGUGUUUUAAUAUGGUAGGUGAGUUUGAACGGAAAUUCGUCAUAGGCAAAGCUAAACGUCCACGAGCCUUCAAAAAAUUGGAUAUUAACAACUUUCCCGUCGAUUGGUAUUGGAACAAAAUAGCCUGGAUGACCACUGAAAUAAUGACCGAGUGGCUUAUGAAAUUUGAUAACAGAAUGGGUCAAAAUAAAAGAAAAGUUUUACUCUUUUUAGACAACGCGGCUCCUCAUCCACAUUUAAAAAUGAAAAAUAUUGAACUUGUGUUUUUUCAGCUAACAUGA